GUUGUGGGUCUCUCCUCUCUCUCUCCAAUCUCUCUCACUAUCUGGCUGUAACAGACACAUAAAUCUCUCACCCCACAACCAGUCCUCUCUCAGUCCUUGUUCUUCUCAUUCAUUAGUUACAGUAGGCAACAGCACUGCUCAUCUGGUUUUGGUAGAGAGAGAGAGGGAAGAAGAUGGGGUGGUGGGUUUUGGACUUUUGGGUAUUUAUACCACCUGCCUAUAUUACUCCUCCCUUCCCCAAGUCCAACAUAAACAAAUACACACACUCCACCAAAUUACCCUCUCCUUCUCCUUCCUUCCCUUUCUCUCUCAAAAUCACCCCAAAACCCUACCCUUACCCUUUUCCUCUCUGUGGUUCCUGUUCUUAGCUUUCUCUUCUAGCUUGAUCCCUUUUACCAUCCCUUGCUUUGCUCUCUCCUUUUUUUCUUUUCACCUGGCUUUUCCUAGCUAACUCUCUUGUUGAGAAGACAAGAUCUGUUCUUUUCCCCCCAUCCUUUAUUAUCUCCCCCCCUACCUUACUUUCUUUUCUCUGCUGCGAUUUGGGUUUGGGAUUAGGUUAAAUGUUAGGGUUAGGGUUCCAUUAAAAGAGUAGACGACAGCUACAACUAGCCAGUGUUUGCGGGUGGAGCAUCAUCAAGAUUCACAAGGGGCACUUUUGGUUGAGUUCUAAGCCUUUGCUAGUACUAUCAAUAAUGGUGGUCGGCUAUUUCUUUUAUGCUGCUUUUUCCCCACAUUUACAGUGGCGUUUUCCCCUCCUCCUCUUUUUUUUUUUCAAAUAUAGUACUAGAUCGAGCAGCUGGUAAUAGCUAGAUAAAGGGAUCUUAGUACAAGACCAAACUUGGGAAUCUUGAUGAUGCUGCAGCGGCAAUUCACUGGCUCAAUACUAAUUAACAACAUUACAAAAAACAAAUUCCUUGUCCUUUAGCUCGUUGUUACUCCUUAAUCUUUUCUUCCUUCCUUUGUAUCUGUCAGUCCACCCACCACCGAAAGCAGCUGGGACUGCGAGCUCAAGGUAAAGAGGGAAAAUCACGAUGUUGUGUUUUUGUUGGGUAUGUACAAAACUAAUAAUAUUGUAUUUCCAUGUGUUGAGUACUAGGGUUUUGUGAAGGCUCUCUCUCUCUCUCUCCAGAGUAUUAUAUUAUAUAAUUGAAGGGUAAUGAACAUUUUUUGCUCUUGUUUAUUGAGAGAAACACAUAAAAAGUGACUGCAAUCUGGAUCUAAGCGUCUCUCUCUCUUUUCCAGUCCUUUUUUUUGUAGUUUGUUUACUUUGCAGUUGAUCAGAUGAGAGGGUUUGGAGCUACCUACCUGAGUUGUUGUUGGUCCAGCUGACACCGGCCGGCACCACCACCGCCACCAUCACCUGCAGGUAUAUUAUAUGUCUCUACCUUUUUUUUUUCUACUUAUUACUGCCUUCCUUUUUCGAUAAAUGGGUAAGUAGUUUCUGUACUAUUAUUUUUUCCUGCGACUGGGAGCGAACAUUUGUUUGUUUUUCUCUAGCAGUAAAAUGGGGCCUCUUUCUGCUUGUUUCUUUUUUUACCUUUCAUCCUUUUCGUCCGUACUUUUGUUUUAGCAGUAAAGUAAUUUUCUUUUGAGAGAGGCCAUUGGAGGGUAAUUUUCAGAGCAGAACUUAACCAUAUCCAUUUGUUGUUGUACAUGGAAAUUUUGCUGCUCAUCCAUCCAUCCAAUGUGAAAUAGCUCUGCAACUCAUGUGUCGUCACUCAAAAGGUAUUUUGGUUUUGAACUAUAUAUGCAUGUUUCCCUGUGUUUUCAGCUACAGCCUGCCAAUUCCUGGCUAGGCCGCUGCAGGUGGCAGCUAACCCAUACUAGUAAAGAAACAAGGACACAUGACAGCCAUUUAAGGUUUCGCCCGACACAUGCACUAGGGAAAGUAGCCUUGGAUUUCACUUGACAACCUAGCUAGGAUGAUAUGUUCUGUUUAACUAGCUAGAGAUCGAGUACUAUGCUUCUAUAUGUUAUAUGUACUCACGAGUCGAUUUCCUUGUAUAAUCUCUAUAGUAACAAAAUAUAUAUACAUUUCUUAACAAUGAUUUGGUCGAGGGUUUUACUCACCGCCCGCGGACGUUCACAGUUUCCUGCUCAUCAGCUCUUAAGGUACUACUUAAGGAAUUCGAAUCUAAGGGAACCUCCACAUUCUAGACUCGUGAUCGACCACGAUCCAGUGACCAGCAGCCUGUGUUGCUUCUGUUUCGAGAACGUAUAUGUAUCUAGCAACAAUCGUCAUUGGUCGAUGGAUAUGAUCAUCAACCACAGUAUAGUAUACAUGAAAGAGGCGGCACUAGCUAGCUGUUUGGGGGUUGAGACAGUACUACUGCCUGGAGAAUGGAGAUUGAUUGAUCAGGUUGCUAAUUACACGACGGAUAAACUGGUGGAAAUGCAUGUGUGUGUGUUUUCCGGCUGCUGAUCGAGGAGAUGAAGUCACAUGGAAUUAAUUAUGAUCAUAUUUAAUUAAGAAGAGAUUCCCUCGAUAUUUUGAUUGAUUGACUUGAGUGGCUGGCUGGCUGGCUGCCUGAUUGAUUGAUGACCUCCCCAUGUAAUCUGCAUAUAAGUCAAAAUUGCACUCUAGCUGUGAAGGGUUCAUCGAGCAACUCUUCCCUUUUAUUUUUUGGAAGUUGGGCGUCUGAAUCGAUUGCAGUUUAGUGUCCAAUGGUUAAAUAAAGAGCAGCAAUGACGUGAUCAUGUGACAGCAGACAUGAUGAGAUGCGGGGCGCGGGAUUCCCUCGUUGACAAGAGAUAGUUUAGGGAUGGAGGCUUCUUUUCUUUCUUUCUUUCUUUCUUUCUUGGAUCGGUUGCCCUGAUCAUCCAUCGAUCUUAACCAUGUUGAUUUACGUUUCAUUUUUUUUCCCCCAGUUACUGCAUCCCUCUUAGACUAUGCAAAAAAAGAAAAAAGUUUCUUGUUGUAAAUCCAAGUGAUCAACGUGUUGUAACGUUCUUACUGAGACCACAUGAUAAUUAUGUAUUAUAUAUUUCUUAUAUUUUUUUUAAAUGUAUCACUAGCAUAGUUUCCACAAUACAAUUUUAGACAUCCA
Messenger RNA from Linum trigynum, 3047 nucleotides. Lineage: Eukaryota; Viridiplantae; Streptophyta; Magnoliopsida; Malpighiales; Linaceae. The record is from the annotation of a GenBank genome assembly.